AUGUGGCUCUAUCGAGGUGCCCAGUCUGCGGUCUUCUACUAUGCCACUUGCACCCCCUGUGCCGAAGGAAACGAUCGUCGGAAACGUAGAAAGGAUGCUGCACGAGUGCAACGUGAGAAAGAGAAGGAGAAAUUCGAGGAAAUCGUCACCGAUCAACCCCGUCCAUUUCCGCAACCAACGCCCUUCAGCACAAAUGUAGGCUGGCGAGAAGAAAUCGCCUUAGGUCCUGGACCUCCUGCCCGCCGAGGUGGUCGCAAUUUCCACCGAACGGACAGUUUCAAUACAGAUCAAGGCUCCCAGCUGAAGAAAGACAAGAGUGGUGGAUUGAUGCAUCCACUCGGCGAGAAGUGGAAGUCCAUGAGGUACCAACGUGAAGAUGAGCCUUUAUGGGGACAACAAGAAGUUCGUGGCUCGUCUAUUGGGUUCUCUGGACGUGGUCUUGCAGACCCGAACGAAACUUCAAAGUACUAUAUCCCCCGUGUGCCUCCCGUGAACGAUCUCCACCCGCCUAUUGUCAGUGGACCAUGCAGCCGUGCAGACACAAGAUGGAUGCUUCAGCCGCCUCCCAGUGCUAGAGUGAUGUCUGGCAAGGAGGAUUUCAACAAGCCUACUCGUGAUAGCGUGGGUGGAUCCGGUGCCGAGUAUCUAUCUCGGGUUACCAAGAACAUGACCCGGGAACGUGAGCCUGAACGAUUCAACAAUGAGACAGGCGACGAAACAUCAGAUGAACCUAAUCAAGACCAUCUCCCUCGCCGGCCAUCUUUGACUCGACUUCGGAUUUCAAAUGAGGAAUUCGAUCCAACAUUACACUCUCGAGCCGACUCCACGUUCUCCGACACCAACACCGAUGACCAGUCUCCAAGUUUUUCAUGGAAAUAUCCCGAAACUCCAGGUUCACGACCUCAAUCGAACCAAACGGAUGAUAGCCACAUCUACCGUCCACAGAUCUCAAAAACUCUGUCCACAAUGCAACGCGACAACAAGAAAGUCCAUUUGCUACACCUGGAGAUCAACGACGACCACCGAGAUGAUUUCGCCGUGGGUCAAUUCCAGCCCAUUCGGCCAUGGCGUUGGAGCAUGGACAUUUGA
Molecule: messenger RNA, 1089 nt
Organism: Penicillium soppii
Lineage: Eukaryota; Fungi; Ascomycota; Eurotiomycetes; Eurotiales; Aspergillaceae
Exons: 1
Coding region: 1-1089 (362 amino acids)
Source: RefSeq, a predicted model, not a curated record